UGUGCCAGUGAACAUCAAAUCUACGAACCGAUCGCCGUUUAAAUAGUGUUUCAAUUAAGAACAAGAACUGAGAAAAGUGUGGUGAAAAUGGCACCCAACUUGACCUGUGUGGGGAUUCUUCUACUGCAACUCAUGAGCUUGGCUUUGGCCGAUGUCUCGCACUUGGAUUACUCCAUUAAACCGAGUUCGCAGUUGGCCUACUACCACUAUCCCGCUCCCAGUCGACCAGGUGUUCAGCGGACAGCCCAGAGAACCCAGUACCAACAAUCCCAGCAGCAGCAGUAUCCCCAUGUGGCUACACAGUUUGCUGAACCCGCUCUGGAGCAGGCUGCCUUCACCCAGGCCUUGACCAGUCAGGGUUAUGUGUUUGGAGCACCCUCGUCGUCACUUCAGGUGGCUCCAUCGCAGCAGGUGGCCAGGUCUUCCGGAUCGGUCACUGGUCGCUCCAUCGCCUCCGCCGUGGAUGCCAACUCGCUGAACCUCAAGUUGCCCGUGCCCUUUGGCAUUGCACCACUGAAUGUGGCACAACUGCCGCUGCAGGCUGGUGCCCCCUAUGCCAGUGUGCCCCGGACUACAGGCCUCACUUCCUAUGGCACACCGCAGAUACAGAGGCGUUGAUACAUUCCUAGAAUAAUAAUAAGUUUAAUAGCAGAGCCAGAGCCAUCCCGACUGAUCAUCAAACUGCGAUGACUUCUCCUCUUAGUGAAUAUACACAUACAUUGAUAAUAAACUUGCCAUCUAAGCUUAGUCUUUUGGUUG
Molecule: messenger RNA, 759 nt
Organism: Drosophila rhopaloa
Lineage: Eukaryota; Metazoa; Arthropoda; Insecta; Diptera; Drosophilidae
Exons: 2
Coding region: 88-618 (176 amino acids)
Source: RefSeq, a predicted model, not a curated record